CAGCUCUCGGGGCGGUGUGUUUCUUCCGCCUUGCGAUUCUUUGCUCACAAUUAACGUUUCUUCUUCUUCUUUCAACUCUCUCUCUCUCUCUCUCUCUCUCUCUCUCUCUCUUGCAUUCUUCAGUCUUUAGUCUUUACCAUACCCCCCUUGACUCUCUCUCUCUCUCUCUCUCUCUCUCUCUCUCUCUCUCACUCAGUGUGUGCAGUUUCCUUCUGAUUUCGCUUAAAGCUUUUUUCUUUUUUUGCUGUAGUUUUACCCAAAGGAUUUUGUUGCUCUACACUUUCAGAUCUUUAAUCUUUUCCUCCACUCCCGAUUGUGUUUGUUAUUCAGCACAAUAAACCAAAAAUAGAAAGAAAGAGUUGGCUUUUCGAAAUGUGGGUGCUUGGGUAAGGAGAAUGUGGUUAGAUUGAUUGAAGGUUACUCAUUUGGAUGAAGUUACUUGAUUCUUGGUUACUGAGUUUGGAAGCGUGGGUUUUGACUGAAUUGCUGUCUACAAAAGCAAAAGAAGAAAAGGAGUGAGUUUUUCGGAGUGUGGAAAAUGGGGUUUUGCAGUUGAAGGAUUUAAGGUUUGCAGAAGACUAAAAUGGAGGUUGAGAAAAAACGUUCAAAAGGAGGAUUUCUAAACUUGUUUGAUUGGAAUGGCAAAUCUCGGAAGAAGCUUUUCUCGAGCAAUUCCGAGUCAUCUGGAUUAAAGCAAGGAAAAGAAAAUGUGGAGAGUUUCUCGAAGUCGGGGCUCUAUAGGGUAGAGGGCGAGGAGAGAGGAACAACUUCAAGUAAUAAAGCAAGUAGUGAUUGGCACUAUGCUUCAUCAGUGACUAGUGAUGAGGGAUGUCGGAAUAGAGCCCCUGGUGUAGUUGCUAGAUUAAUGGGUCUGGAUUCGUUGCCAACUUCAACUGUCCCUGAUCAUGACAGGAGCAAUCGUAAUUUGUGGAGCGAUUUUUAUGCCAUGGAGUACAUAAAUGUGCCAAAGAAGCUGGAUAGAUUUUCUUGGAAUCCUGUAGAAUCUAGAGCACAGGGAGUGCAGAACCAACCAAUUGAGAGAUUUCAAACUGAAGUUUUGCCUCCAAAAUCAGCUAAGUCAAUUCCAGUUACUCACCACAAGCUUUUGUCACCUAUCAAGAGUCCUGGCUUCAUCCCAACAAAAAAUGCAGCUUAUAUAAUGGAGGCAGCCUCAAAGAUCAUUGAGGCAAGUCCUCGAGCAUCUUCCAAGAGCAAAGGGUCAUCUGUAGGGCCUUCUUCAAUUCCGUUGAGAAUUAGGGAUUUGAAAGAGAAGAUGGAAGCUGUGCAAAAAGAAUCCAGACCUGAAAGACCCAAGGAAGCUGGUGACGUUAAGUAUAUGAAAGGACUACCUGGUGAUAGGAUUCAAAAUGGGUCAGAUAAUGUACACUUACCCAAGGCUUCUGUGAACUCAGAAAGACAAAGUUACAGGGAUGGAAGGAAUAAGGGAAAAUCAGUAUCACUUGCGGUACAAGCGAAGGUCAAUGUUCAAAGAAAGGAUGGGUCGAGUAGUUUCAUGAAUCAGAAGGAACAGAAUGAGAUGAAACAAAAUCAAUUUUCUAAGAGCAGGCCAAGUCCACAAAGAGCUGUGCAUAAGAAAACUUCCCCUGACAGCACCAAAAGCGUGCUCAAGCAGAACAACCAGAAGCAGAAUUGUGUAUCUAAUAAAGAUAAAACGACUUCAAAAAAUAUGGUUCCUAAUCCACCUACUAGAAGAAUGCGGUCAACUAAUGGCUCUAGUAGGCCAGGUAAGACUGUAAGUAAGGUUCUUGUAAACUCUGAAACUGGAUCUGGAAAGGUGGGCUCAAUGGGAAAUGCUACUGGAAAGGAGUUUUCUUUAUCCACAAUGAAGAAAGUCUCUGGAAAGUUAAGGUCUGUUGGCCAGGAUGUUCACUUAGAAGAAGCCGUUUCUGAUAAUGCAUUUAUCAGUGAAGAUGAAAGGUCAGUAAAAUGUAAUGUUUCAAUGGAUGGGUGCACCAGUUUGGGCGCAGAUAAUAGGAAACAAGCCAUGGAUGUUGUUUCGUUUACGUUCACGUCUCCCCUGAAAAGGUCCAUCUCUGAAUUGCAGUCCUCUGGUCAAGUCAUGAGUAGAAACAACAGCUUUUAUAUUGAUUCUUUUGGUAACAACGAUCAGCAGCGCUACCCAGAGAAUUUCACAUUAUCUUCACCUGGGUUCAACGUGAUUGGUGGUGAUGCCCUGAGUGUCCUUUUGGAACAAAAGCUUCAAGAGUUGUCAUGUAAAGUCGAGUCGUCUCAGCGUAACCCAACCAGUGAAGAGAGUUCUGCAGCUGCUAGUUCUUCAUCUGGCUUGCAAGAUAUGGCUUCUGGUGUGGCUAGUACUGCAUCAAGAGGCAAGAAGUUCGAACUCAGUUUGCACAGAGAUGAAUUUGACAGCAUAAACCACUAUGGUUGCUUGUUGUCGGUUGAUGUGAACCAGCAGUGGAAGGGAUCAGAAGGGAUGGAAGAGUGUAGCAGUAGCAGCAUAACCAGUGCAAAUGGAAAAGAAUUUGAUUAUCAGAAUCUUAGUCCACUUUCAGCCCCCUCGUUUGAGAGUCAAAGCUGCACAGAUAACAGAAAUAGUGCCAAUGGCAGUGACAGUGAGAGAUGUUCAUUGGCUCAAGCUCAAGAUCAAAUGGAUUUAUUCUCUUCAUAUGAAACCCUACCAGCAUAUAGUGUUUCAGAGUUGUUUGACUCAGCCUCUUCUGCUUCCACAGGGGAUGUGAGUGGAAAGAAUAUGACUAGAAUUUUGGGUUCCCAUUAUCUUAAUCGAACAAACAAUUGGGAACUGGAAUAUGUGAGAUACAUCCUUAGCAAUGUAGAUUUAGAGAUGGAAGAUUUUGCGCUGGGUGAUGCUCAGACUGUCAUUACCCCAAGUCUUUUUUAUCAUUUGGGGGAUCAAGAAGAGUAUCCGAAGCUCCAGCGGAAGAUUGUAUUUGACUGUGUAAAUGAAAGCCUGCAGUUCAGAUGCAAGCAAUUUUUUGUCGGAAGCCACAAAGCAUGGGAUAAAUGGGCAGCAUUGUCUCAGAGAAAUGGAUGGUUAGCUGAGGAAUUGUACAAAGAUAUUCUGGGUUGGAAAAGUAUGGCAGAAUUGAAUGUGGAUGAGCUUGUGGACAAGGACAUGAGCACCCAGCGUGGGAGAUGGCUUGACUUCGACAUUGAAACAUUUGAGGAGGGUCUAGAGAUUGAGAUGGAGAUACUAAAUUCUUUGGUUGAUGAGUUGGUGUCUGAUUUUUAGCACUUUUAGUCCCUCUUAAGUUGGCCCUUGUAUUUAUAACCCACUGCAAUGUAUUUUAUCCAGUUGAGUUCUUUAUCUGGUGAAACUUGUAUGCUUUUCCUUAUCUAAUUUACCUUCAACAUUUUCAUCUAGCUGAGAAUUUUCUCAACAUAGAAUUUACUGCCAGUAAGACAAUUUUUCACUUCUAGUUUGAUAGUGUGUUACUACAGUAAUUCAGGCCACUGCAAACUGCAAUAUGUACGAUUUAACUGCAAUAAAAGCUCAAUGUGUUUU
Molecule: messenger RNA, 3505 nt
Organism: Prunus mume (Japanese apricot)
Lineage: Eukaryota; Viridiplantae; Streptophyta; Magnoliopsida; Rosales; Rosaceae
Source: RefSeq, a predicted model, not a curated record